UGCGCCACUACCCCAGAUUGCAUCACGUGAUUUCUGAUUUCUCAGCCACAGACUGCCUCCGACUUUCUCUGCUCACCUCGCCGCUCACCUUGCACACCCAUUGCACGCCUAUCCAUACUCCCGCCCACCUCCACAACCGCCAUGGAUGCACCCGUCGUCAAGUUCAAGAAACGAGGAGCCAAGGCCGCGCCUCGCAAAGUCGCGCCUCCGCCACCGCAGUCUGAUUCAGACUUCUCAUCCGGCUCCGACGCAGAAGGCGAAGACGGCCGUGUAGUGAAGCGGCGAAAGGUCAACGACAAUGCGCUCAAAGCCUCUACCGCAGACCAGAAGACAAACAACACCAUCGAGGGCACAACACAAUACGCCGCCAACACCUCUGCGGUAAUUGAAGCAAGCAACGAUGCGACAAAACAGUCCAACUGGUACGAGGAAAAGGCCGACGAUGCUCUCAGCUCCAAGAAUCUGUUGGGUAGUACGCGCACGAAGCCCUCUUCGCUCAUCGAAAAGAACCCCGACGCGCCGACGCGCCAAGUAGGGCCCGUCAAGGCAUCCACCAACAUUCGAACAAUCACCGUCACCGACUAUACACCAGACGUGUGCAAGGACUACAAGCAGACGGGUUUCUGUGGUUUUGGCGACAACUGCAAGUUUCUGCACGCUCGUGAAGACUAUGCAGCAGGCUGGAAGCUCGACCGCGAGUGGGAAAUGUCCACCAAGGGCAAGAAGCCCAGCGGCACCGUUGUCGCGUCUGCCAACCGGGACGCCCAAGAAAAAGACGAAGACGGCAUCGACCUGGCGCUUUUGGAAAAGAUACCGUUCGCCUGCAUCAUCUGCAAGAAGCCGUACAAGACGCCUAUCAUAACAAAGUGUGGACACUACUUCUGCGAAGCAUGCGCUUUGAAGCGAUACCGAAAGGACCCGACAUGUGCGGCGUGCAGUGCAAAGACAUAUGGAGUGUUUAACGGUGCAAAGAACCUACAAAAGCUACUGGAGAAGAAGCAGAAGUGGGAGGACAAGAAGAAGGCCGAGGCGGAAGAGAAGGCAAAGGAGGAGGAAGGGGGUGACUGAGCAUGCAAUGGACGAGAAGCGAGCAAAACAAGGUGAAUGCCAAAGAAUCAGUUGCGGCACGGUGCAGCGACAGAGCUGACAUUCUGACUUGAGCCUCGGCUUGCCUGUCUAGUGUGCCGGUGGUGCUUCCCGCUUCCAACGCCAAAGAGUUAGUUGGUCACGCUGUGGUGAGCAACGGCGCUGCUUUUGGUUCAUGUCAACGAACCAAGCAAUACCGUCGACGCUAGCUUCAGGGUGUUCUAAGCUCGGGUAGUGGAGAGCACCGACUAUUCGAGCCACGCGUAGUACAGCUAAGCACAUGGUUCACGCAUCGAUCCAACGUGGGUAGGGCGACAUUUUCAGAGCAUAUCGAUAGAGGCAUGGGAAGCAAGUGUUGAGACAUGCUAUGACUGGCCCAGAAGGACGUAUGGAUAUAUGUAUACUAUGUAGAGUGCGCUCAACAGCUCAGACGUGAAUAGCUAUUCGUCUACAAACCAACAAAGUUCAGACACUGUUCCCAA
Bipolaris maydis ATCC 48331 is the source of this 1568-nucleotide messenger RNA. RefSeq lists its product as uncharacterized. Gene Ontology annotation, biological process: snoRNA splicing. Lineage: Eukaryota; Fungi; Ascomycota; Dothideomycetes; Pleosporales; Pleosporaceae. Gene Ontology annotation, cellular component: U2-type spliceosomal complex. Gene Ontology annotation, molecular function: metal ion binding. The record is from RefSeq and is a predicted model, not a curated record.